This is a messenger RNA of Exserohilum turcica Et28A, 1900 nucleotides long. RefSeq lists its product as uncharacterized. The record is from RefSeq and is a predicted model, not a curated record. Bases 1 to 1644 code for a protein of 547 amino acids. The transcript is spliced from 2 exons. Lineage: Eukaryota; Fungi; Ascomycota; Dothideomycetes; Pleosporales; Pleosporaceae.
AUGUCAUCAGUUACGAGCUGGUACUCCCUAUGCGGGCUGCAAGGAGCCUACGCUUUCAACUUUACCUGUUUCGGUCAAGGCUGUGACUUUUUGUCUUCCUUUCCAAAUGUCACCUGCAACACAAAUGAGUCAGGCUUGACGUGCACCAACGGUAUCCAAUGCACUGAUACUCCGGAGUUUUGGGACGUCACUUCGUGGUCGCUAAACGGGACGCGACUGAUUCACGUCGAGAAUAUCACGGUGUCUGAGGAGCAUUAUCCUGCCGCGGAUCAAACUAUCCCAGCAUCAAGUAACACGACCACGCGUAACCCAGACUGUAUUCCAAAGACGCGCCGCGAACGGGCAUCGACGACGGCUUGGUUCUACCACGAUGAUCCCCAUAAUCAUGGAUCAACAGACAUCCCGCACGCGCUUGAAAAAAGAGAGCGACGACUGGGAACCCAAUCUUCACUUCGCGAAGAUGUAAUAAGUCUUGUCAACUUUGUGCGCGACACAACCAAAGCAAGCAACAACAAAGCCGUUCAGAGCUUCGAUGUCGACGAUGUCGCAGUCAAGAUCUUCGAUUUUGCGUGUGAGAAACUUGCCAAUAUAGCUGGGAACAAAGGAAUUGUGGCCUUCACAACCUUCGCUCUGGAACUCGAGUCGUUCCGCACCGGGUGCGCUACACUCGUCACCGGAGUAAUCGAAGGACUGCUGGCCGAGACAGGCCCUGCUGAUAUUGCUGCUCUCCCGUUGAUCGGCUGGGCUGCAAAUUCGCUAUGUUCGGCAGUUAUUGCACAAACUUUUCUUACUGCAAUUCCGGGCUCGAGGCAAACAUACAACAGCCUCAAGAAGCAACUUUGUGGAAAGGUGAAGUGUAUGUUCAUAACUGACACACUAUCUGAUCACGCAAAUUGUGGACGUUGUAACCAUCAUUGUGGCUCUUCAGAUGUCUGCAUUAACGGGGCCUGCUCAAACCAAUAUUGCGGUGGUUCACACACUGAUUUCAGCCGAUGCGGUUAUGGAGACAAUUACGAUACUUGCACGUGCGCAAGCACCUUCUCUGGCACUGGCUUGUGCGCUGAAUACACUACCUCCUGCGUUGGAUCUCUCACGGACGAUUGUGAAUCGAGCGAUGACUGCAAAACAGGAUUCAUCUGCGGCCUCAUGCCAGGUUGCGAUACUCAAACUUGCUUGAAUGUGGCUCCCUGCGGUACAGCGGAUCGCCCUUCAGACCAGACCGAAACACUGCCCCAAGAACAGCAAAAGGACUGGUGGACUUUCCGACUUCUCAAUGAUGAGACGCGGCAAUACGUCCAAAACCCCGGUUCAGUAUACAGCAUCGAUCAUUCAAAUCUCAUCAGCUCGGAUACUGGAAUCGAAGUGAACACCAACUGCAUCAAAGUCAUCGACACGGUCUCCAACUUUAUCGGCUCGUACCUGAAUAAGAACGAUGAUUUCUAUUUUGGAUGGGACCCCAAGGGAGAGGCGUUUCCGGAAACAGAUACAUGCUGCUUGCAAGUGUUUGGUAAUGACAACUGUGCUAUUGAAGCUAAUGCUGAGGACUACGAGACGUAUUGCCAAUCUGGGGGCGGAAAGUGGAAAUUCGCGUUCAACGUGGCAUCAUGGCAGGUUACAAACUGUGUGUCCAUGUUCGAGCCCUAGAGUGGCUUUUUUUUGGAGGAGCAGCCGAACCGCUUUCUGCGACACAAGAGGGAUGCCUGUACGGGAAGCUUUGGCUAUCGAAGCACAUCGAGUUUUUGAAUCUUGUGUGAAAUAUACUCUAGUUAAGUAGCUAGCAGCGCUAAAAGCGAGAGCGUGUUAUGAUAGCUGGAUACGCGAGUAGAGUACUUAUAGCUAAUUACGUCAAGUAAAGCGCCUUAUCUACAAAGUAAAAGCAGUACAGAAAAGAGAAAAGGGC